AUGCCUCUUGACCUCACUCUCUACCUUGUUACUGACUCAACCCCUAAUGUACUUGGAGAUGGUGACUUGCUUCACAUUGUCGAAGAAGCUGUGAAUGGCGGCGUCUCAGUAGUUCAGUACCGCGACAAACAUGCUGAGACUGGAGAGCUUAUUAGCAUGGCCACGAAACUGCAUCAAGUCACGAAAAGAAUGGCAGUGCCGCUUCUGAUCAAUGACCGAGUCGACGUAGCGCUAGCUGUUGGUGCCGAAGGGGUACAUCUUGGCCAAGAUGAUAUGCCUAUCGCCACUGCUCGGAAAAUACUGGGUAAAGAUGCUAUCAUUGGUAUUACUGCCACCUCGAUCGAGGAAGCCCAAGCAGCGCACAAAGGGGGUGCAGAUUAUCUUGGUAUCGGUGCAGUUUUUGCUACCCCUACAAAAGAGGAUACAAAGUCAAUCAUCGGUACUGCGGGCACAGCUGCAAUUCUUCAAGCAAUAGAAGAUUUCAAACUACCAUCAGUCGCUAUUGGUGGUAUUAAUGCCUCGAACGUUCAACGUGUACUGCACCAGACAAGUAUCCACGCAAGACACUCGUUAGACGGUGUAGCGGUGGUCAGCGCCAUUAUGGCAGCCAAGGAUCCUCGGAAAGCUGCCAGUGAGUUGAAAAAUCUCGUUCAGAAUGCAGCAACCAGGAUCUAUCCUGCUAUACCUCCCACUGCCGUGGCUGUCAAAGAUACAGCUGCUUUAAUCCAGCGUGUUCCCAAUAUCGUGAAGAAGCAUGGUGAGACAAAUCCACUAUGCCACAACAUGACCAAUCUAGUAGUGCAAAACUUUGCUGCAAAUGUGUGUCUGGCUACUGGGUCGUCACCCAUUAUGAGUAACAACGGCAACGAGGCACCUGAGUUGGCAAAAUUCCAUGGUGCUCUGGUAAUAAAUAUGGGGACCGUGACAUCUGACAGCCUUUCGAACUAUCUAAUAGCCAUGAAAGCCUACAACGCUGCACUGAACCCAGUUCUUUUCGACCCUGUUGGUGGUGGUGCCACAACUAUCAGAAAAGACGCCGUCAAGAAUCUCAUGGCGGGUGGCUUCUUUGAUGUCAUCAAGGGCAAUGAGGGUGAAAUCAAAACAGUCUUCGGUGGCCCUGACGCUAAGCAAAGGGGUGUCGACAGCGGACCAAGCACGUCGACAGCACAGGAAAAGGCAAAGUUGGUCACAGACCUAGCACGCAGAGAGAGGAACAUCGUCCUAAUGACCGGAUCUAUAGACUUCUUGUCUGACGGUGAUCGUACCAUUACUAUUUCCAAUGGAACUCCUCUGCUAGGUCAGAUUACUGGAAGUGGGUGUGCUCUUGGGUCUGUUGUUGCAUCCUACGUUGCUAUACAUCGUGAAGACAAGUUUCUAGCAGCACUGGCAGCUAUACUACACUAUGAAAUUGCUGCGGAACGGGCGAGUGCCCAGAAAACUGUUAGGGGGCCAGGUACAUUCGUUUCAGCAUUCAUGGAUGAGCUUAGCUUGAUCAAGCAAGAAAGCAUGGAUGGAAAAGAUGAUUGGUGCUCAGGAGCAGCCAAGAUUGAGAUGAUACAGGUUUGA
Molecule: messenger RNA, 1566 nt
Organism: Endocarpon pusillum Z07020
Lineage: Eukaryota; Fungi; Ascomycota; Eurotiomycetes; Verrucariales; Verrucariaceae
Exons: 1
Coding region: 1-1566 (521 amino acids)
Biological process (GO): thiamine biosynthetic process
Cellular component (GO): cytoplasm
Molecular function (GO): ATP binding; thiamine-phosphate diphosphorylase activity; magnesium ion binding
Source: RefSeq, a predicted model, not a curated record